AUGUUAAACUUCUUGCCUUUGACAUGUCCAUCCCACAAUUUGCUUUUCAACAAAGGCUCAUUUCAGCGAAUUGUUGUAGGGAAAUCCAAGAAUGUAUUGCAAGUGGACAAUGGAACAAUAACAUCUCUUUUUAAGAACAUCCGCAGCGAUGUAUUAUUGCACAACUCAAGCUACGCUCCACUCAAACAUCGUAAUUUCAUGGAGUUAAAGCUCGCGGCGUAUCGUCUAAUUGAAGCACAUGACCAUCCAGAGUUAUGCCACAAAACUAGCAUAAAAGAUGUAUCCUGGUUUAAUAUGAUUAGGGACUCCUACAUCUCUCAGGUUUACAACCUAGAAGCAGAUAUUGUAAAGCAUAUCAAACCCACAAAAUUGAAGUACCUGAUUGAAACAAAUAUGUGA
Messenger RNA from Babesia microti strain RI, 399 nucleotides. Its product is annotated as conserved Plasmodium protein, unknown function. The transcript has 2 exons. NCBI's taxonomy places the organism in Eukaryota, Apicomplexa, Aconoidasida, Piroplasmida, Babesiidae. The record is from RefSeq and is a predicted model, not a curated record. The coding region runs from base 1 to 399 and encodes 132 amino acids.